AUGAGGCUUCUAAGUUGGAACUGCCGAGGGCUUGGCAACCCUCGGACAGUUAGAGAUCUUAGCAUGUUGGUUAAGAUCCACAAGCCUAGCAUUUUGUUUCUUAUGGAAACAAAAUUGCAAAAGAAGAACUUAGAUGGUUUGAAACUGAAAUUAGGAUUCAAGUAUUUAUUUUCAGUUGAUAGUGUGGGAAGAAGUGGAGGUAUGGUUCUGUUAUGGGCAGAGGAUGUGCAUAUCAAAAUAAGCACCUACUCACAAAAACAUAUUAAUAUGUGGGUUGUUCAAUCAGAAGUUGAGUGGAUGCUCACUUGUUUUUAUGGAAACCCUAAAACAGAAAAGAGAUAUGAAGGGUGGGGAAUCUUGAGACAUCUAAAUCGUCUUCAGCCUAAAAGAUGGUUAUGUCUAGGUGAUUUUAAUGAAAUUCUAUAUCACAGUGAAAAGUAUGGAGGGGCUCGAAGAGAAGAGAAACAGAUAGCAGAUUUUAGAAGUGUUUUGCAAGAUUGCCAGUUGAAGGAUUUGGGUUGUAUCCAAGGAAAGUAUACAUGGUCUAAUUUAAGAAAGGAUUAUAAUUUCACAAAGGAAAGGCUCGAUAGAGUCACUACCAACUCUGAGUGGUGUGCAGCUUUUGGUGGGGGAGAUGUUAAAGUGUUAGCAUCAUACUCUUCAGAUCAUUGUCCUAUUUUGAUGGCAGUUGGGCAACAGAAUGUUUGGACUGAGAAACCAGCACAACUUUGUAGAUAUGAGGAUAGUUGGUCUCUGUUCUCUGAUUGUGAGGAGGUUAUUACUCAUACUUGGCAUAGAUAUGGCAGAAACAAAGAAGGUCUUUCAAAGAUAAAUACAAAACUUGAAGGAUGUUUACAGAAAAAUAAGAGAAAUAGUAUAACCAAGAUUAUUGAUGAGAAUGGAAGGACAAUUUCAAAUUCAAAGCACAUUGGAGAAGCUUUCACUCAGUAUUUCAAAGAGCUUCUUGCAACCUCAAAUCCCAUAAAUUUGGACAAUUCGAUGCAUCCAGUUAAAAGAAAAGUUAGUCAACAGAUGAAUGAAGCUCUUUUGGCACCUUUUAGAAAAGAGGAAAUUGAGGAUGUUGUAUUCCAGAUGGGACCACACAAAGCACCAGGGCCAAAUGGGGGUAUGGAGCUUGUUUUUAUCAGAAAUACUGGUCUGUGA
Messenger RNA from Juglans microcarpa x Juglans regia, 1164 nucleotides. RefSeq lists its product as uncharacterized. The record is from RefSeq and is a predicted model, not a curated record. Gene Ontology annotation, molecular function: catalytic activity. NCBI's taxonomy places the organism in Eukaryota, Viridiplantae, Streptophyta, Magnoliopsida, Fagales, Juglandaceae. The transcript is spliced from 2 exons. Bases 1 to 1164 code for a protein of 387 amino acids.